Messenger RNA from Pteronotus mesoamericanus, 2773 nucleotides. RefSeq names its product zinc finger protein 764 (gene ZNF764). Lineage: Eukaryota; Metazoa; Chordata; Mammalia; Chiroptera; Mormoopidae. Gene Ontology annotation, biological process: regulation of DNA-templated transcription. Bases 394 to 1608 code for a protein of 404 amino acids. The record is from RefSeq and is a predicted model, not a curated record. The transcript is spliced from 3 exons.
CCCCCUAGCGUGGCAGGGCGCCUUCUCCUGCCCUGGUAGCUGUCACAGCCAUUUUGGUUGCGGGCUGGCGACCAAGCAGUCUGGAGACCCUGGGGUGGCGUCCUCUGGGCAAAACUGCGUAGGCGCCAGGUUCGUGAGGCCGCGUUGCCGCCAUUUCUUAGGAAGACGUCCUCCAGUCCCGGUUCUCUGUGUACCUUCAGCCAGCAACUUUUAGCUUUUAGCCACCCGCGUGGUCCCUGGAGAAGCGUCUUCCUGCUUCCCCUGGCCUUAUUGACCGCGCCCCGACCUCUCGGGCUGGCCGGCCGGCCGGCCGGCCCGGCAGGCGUUCCGAAGCACGUGAAGCCCGGCGGACCCAGGGGCGGCGCUGGCCUAUCGCCGAGACUGGCACGCACCAUGGCGCCGCCUCUGGCCCCGUUCUCUGCGCGUGAACGUGAGGAGGCCACUCGCGAGGGGAGGAGCCCCGUGAGCUUCGCGGACGUGGCCGUGUACUUCUCCCCGGAGGAAUGGGGCUGUCUGCGCCCUGCGCAGAGGGCCCUGUACCGGGACGUGAUGCGGGAGACUUACGGCCACCUGGGCGCGCUCGGAUUCCAAGGCACCAAGCCGGCGCUCAUCUCCUGGAUGGAGGAAGAGGCUGAACUGUGGGGUCCAGAUGUCCGAGAUCCGGAGUUGGGAGAGUGUCUGACAGAAGACACAGGUUCCAGAAACAAGGAAGAGAAAGGACAAAGAGAAGGUACUGGGGCACUGGAGAAGAUCCUGUCUGUGGACACUUGGCCUCUUGGGCUGAAGGCUCUCAAACCCCCUUCUGCUGGGCUCUCUUACAGUUUGGAGCAGUCAUCCAAGGUGCCUCACCGUGGUCGCCCCCCACUCUUUGCCCAUCCCCCUGUCCCAAGGGCAGACCAGCGUCAUGGUUGCUACCUAUGUGGGAAGAGUUUUGCCUGGCGCUCCACUUUGGUGGAGCACCUGUAUACCCACACAGGUGAGAAGCCCUUCUCUUGUCCUGACUGUGGCAAGGGCUUUGGCCAGGCCUCCUCUCUGAGCAAGCACCGGGCCAUUCACCGUGGGGAGCGGCCCCACCGCUGCCCUGACUGUGGCCGAGCCUUCACCCAGCGCUCUGCCCUUACCACCCACCUACGGAUCCACACGGGUGAGAAGCCCUACCGCUGUGCUGACUGUGGCCACUGCUUCAGCCAGAGCUCUGCCCUCUACCAGCAUCAGCGGGUCCACAGCGGCGAGACCCCCUUCCCUUGUCCAGAUUGCGGCCGCGCGUUUGCCCAUGCCUCAGACCUUCGGCGCCACGUGCGCACCCAUACAGGCGAGAAGCCCUACCCGUGCCCAGACUGUGGGCGCUGCUUCCGACAGAGCUCCGAAAUGGCAGCCCACCGGCGUACCCACAGUGGAGAACGCCCCUACCCCUGUCCCCAGUGUGGCAGGUGCUUUGGCCAGAAGUCAGCCAUGGCCAAACACCAAUGGGUCCAUAGGCCUGGUGCCGGGGGACACAGGGGCCAGGGUGCCAGUGGGUUGCCUGUGCCCUUAACCCCUGGCCGAGGGAAUCUAGACCCACCUGUGGGCUUCCAGCACUACCCAGAGAUAUUCCAGGAAUGUGGGUGAUGGCCUCACAGGUGCAAAGAGAAAGGGUGAAGAAUUAAACAUUUCCUGAGGCCCAAGCUGGGAUCUGCACUGAACCUCUGGGGGCUCCAGAGAAGUCAUAGAAUUCCUUGAAAGAGCUGGACCUGGAGGAUGAGGACCAUCUUAUUUUAGGCUCUCACCAGCUUGAUAUGCUGACACCUCAUUCUCUGCUGUCGUAGGCUCUAGAAGUCCCCUUUGCUGAGUUACGGCUGAGGUUCGAACCCUCAGUAGUCCUCCACUGUGGGAAGAAAAGGUUGUUCCUCAGCUUAGAUGUGUUAAGAGGAUUGAGGUAGAGAACCUUAGUUUACCCAUUGCCUUUUUUACUGCAGGAGUUAAUAACUGAUGGCCACAUACUAAAUCUGGCCUAUAGCUGUCUUUUAUUUUUUGGGUCAAGUCAGAUUUUAAAAAGUUACAAAUUAUUGGUUGAUUUCACACAAAAAGCCAGGUUUCUGACUUUUGAGAAAUUCAAAAGAUUUGGCAACGCUACUUAAGCUCCCACAAAACCACAGUUGGCAGGAGCUGGGGGCAGUUGUCACCGCAUGCGCACCACUCAGCAUGUUCACCGCUCUCCACAUCAGCUCCUGACCAGCAUCAUUUGGCACGCAUGGUUUGACCAUGUCUCGGGCAAAGCAGGCCUUCUCCAUCCAAUAUUUUCCACUCAUUUGCAGGACCUGUUGGGUUCCUGUGGUCACUGGAGUUUGCAAACCAUGGUCUAUAGCAUGUGAGUUGUCCUGACUUGGGGAUUCAGGCAGAGAACAUAGAUGUGAAAGGGUAGCAGGAGAAAAGUAAAAGUAGGCUUUAUUUUAGAGCUUGCUUGCAUUGUAUUUUGUUUACAAAGUACUAUCUUGUCAGUGAACUCAUUUCACCUUCAUAACUGCCUGAGGAGGGGAGCAUCUUGCUUGGAUAGGACAGCUCAGUCAGGAAGAGGCAGUCAGGACUGAAUCUUUUGUCCCAAACCAGUGGCAUUUCUGCCAAACGACAGCACUGCUCUCAGCCGACCAGCAGUUCCUGGUUUUACAGGGGAAGGCCCUGAGAGCACCCUCCAGUCCUCCAUGGACCUCCCUGGGAGAGCCUGAUGGUUCAGGCCUUAUCUACCCUAGACCCAGCCAGGAGGGCCAACCUCAUCACGUUCUAGAACUGGAAGAGA